Amaranthus tricolor (Joseph's coat) is the source of this 1602-nucleotide messenger RNA. RefSeq lists its product as uncharacterized. Lineage: Eukaryota; Viridiplantae; Streptophyta; Magnoliopsida; Caryophyllales; Amaranthaceae. Bases 226 to 1266 code for a protein of 346 amino acids. The record is from RefSeq and is a predicted model, not a curated record. The transcript is spliced from 6 exons. Gene Ontology annotation, biological process: RNA processing. Gene Ontology annotation, molecular function: protein binding.
UAUGAGUUGAGAUAUCCCCCACCCGUACGGCCAUACCCUCAAGCAAAGGUAAAAUCAAGAUCCCAUUUCCCCGCUAUAUUCAUCCAUCUCCUAAAACUAAUUUAUUUUUUAUUUAAUAAAAUAACAAAGAACAUAAAUAAAAGAUAAUAAUUUGAUCAUAUAAGUAUUAUCAUCUUCUCUUCAAUCAUCAAUCUUUGUUCUUAAAACCCAUACAUUUCCUAUAAAAUGUUAGAAACUGCACCAUCUUUGUCAAUCUAUGCUAAGAACACAAUUGAUGGGGUAGAAGACCCAAAUAAUGGGUUAGAAGAACAACCUAAACAUGUAAUUAAUGGUGAUUUUAGUUUUGUGAAAGAAGAUCAUUUGGAUUUGGUCAAUAAAGAACAAGAUUAUGAUGAUUUGGGUCAUCCUGAGAAAUUUAGGGGUUCUCAAGUAGGGGAAGAACCAGCUAGUCCACCUAUGUUUCUUGCAACUGGACUUGGAAUCAAUGAUGUUCCUCAAGAUUUUACUAUUGAGAAAGCGGAUUGUGAAGAUUAUUACAUGGAUUUACUUGAGGAAUACCCUAAUCAUCCUCUUGUUUUGAAGUACUAUGCUCAGUUUUUGCAGAGAAAAGGAGACCUUCAAGGAGCAGAAGACUAUUAUUUUCGAGCCAUGAAAGUUGAACCAACAGAUGGAGAAAUUCUUUCACAAUAUGCUUUGUUGGUGUGGGAGCUUCAUCAUGAUCAGGAAAGAGCAUCUGCAUUCUUUGAGCUUGCUGCCCAAACUGCUCCUAAGGAUAGCAAUGUUUUAGCAGCAUAUGCUAAGUUCCUUUGGGAGAUCGAUGAUGAUGGAGACGACUACUCUAAUCAUCCUGAUCAUGUGGAGGGAGGCCUACACAAAAUCAAUCAUUUGCAUCCCAUCAGUGAAAUUGGAGUGGACAUUGAUGGAGCUGAAGCAGAAGACCCGAAAAACGAAGCUGAUAUUGAAGAUUACUAUAAAAGGAUGACCGAGGAAAACCCUUCUGAUCCCCUUUAUCUAAGGAAGUAUGCUCAGUUUUUGUAUAAGACAAAAGGAGAUCUUAAAGGAGCUGAAGAAUACUACUCAAGGGUCAUAGUAGCCUACCCACAAGAUGGAGAGAUCUUAUUAGAGUAUGCAGCAUUACUUUGGGAGCUUUAUCAUGAUCAGAAAACUACUUUGGCUUACUAUGAACGUGCUAUUGAAGCUGGCCCUGGAGAUAGUGAUAUUCUGGCAGCAUAUGCUCGUUUUCUAUGGACUAUAGAUGAUGAAUGAAGUAUGAUGCUUUUCCGCCCUUCGAUAGUUCAUAUUGUAUAAUUGCAAUAAGGGAUGGCAAACUAGGCGGGCGGGUGUUGAUGUGGAUGCGGAUGCCCCCUCCCUCAUACCUAUAUCCACCUAAAGUUUUCAUACCCACCACCUACACAUCAUCCGUGAUAGGCAACAACACAGAAGAAUCAAGAAUUCAAUAUCUUUGGGUUUUAUAGAUAUUUGGGUUUUGGUUCAUACUAGUACUUUUCAAAAAUUGACAUGAAGACUACCGAAUUUGUUGCAUUUAUAGAAAUAUUGUUAUUUUGAAUUUGCAAUGCCUAGGCAACCACAUCAACAUUUUAC